This is a messenger RNA of Nezara viridula (southern green stink bug), 14865 nucleotides long. The record is from the annotation of a GenBank genome assembly. Lineage: Eukaryota; Metazoa; Arthropoda; Insecta; Hemiptera; Pentatomidae.
AUGUCAGCUACAAAAGUUAUUGAGACAACCGUGCCCGAGGCUUCACCAUGGAAUAUUUCAUCUACAUUAAACUUGGACGACUUAAAGAUGGACAGCAAUUUCGCCUGGCUUCUUGUAUCAUUAAUAACAGCAAUAGUAUGGGUUGUUUACAUUACAUACUACAACUCCCGAGUAAUUGGAUAUGUAUUCACCCGGGCUCUGAACAAGUUAUAUGUAACUGAUGGAUAUUUUAGAGCUGGAUCUUUUACCGUAUGUAUGCUCUCUGGAAAGAUCAUGUUUAGAGAUGUUGUCUACAUUACUCAUGACUUUAGUCUUCGUAUACAAGAUGGUUGGAUGAUAUUUCGUUGGUGGAGAUCCUAUGUUCCUAAAGAUGUUUCCGAAGAUUUAUCUCAUUCAGAUACCAGGCUGUCUGUCAUGCUAAAUGGAUUUGAAUUACAUGUCUUUAAUCGAUCAGAAGUAUAUAAUCAUUUAGAAAGUGUAUUUGGGUUAGACUCGUGUAUUUUUUCUCACAAUGAAAAAAUAGAUGUUAAUAGAAUCAUAGGGGAAAAAAUAGAUCUUGCAAAAAAGCAGAGACCGCAACCUGGAGCUGGUUCCCUAGGGCAGAGUUGGAGGGACCUAAUUCCUGUUAUUAAAUUUGAUUUAUCUUCUGCCCGUGUUGUUUUUGGAAACCGACUAGUUCCUACAACUCUUUCUAUUCAAGUAGAAGAAGCUCACGUAACUUAUUCAACGAAACCUGCUGCUUCGAGAUUAGAUCAUUUUAUGCAUUUUGCUAAGUGUAAAGCUGAAAAUUUUAAGGUUAUUUUAGCCCCCAGUCCGAAGUAUACUGGAAUGGCAGAUGACCCACCAAGAUACAUGGGUGAAGGAUUUGUAGUGCUUUCUUCAAACAAUGUUGAUCUCUAUUAUUAUAUGGAUGAACCAGGAAUAGUUCCAGCAGAGCCGUUGAUGCUGGAGCUUGCCAAUGGAGAUAUAGUUGAAUCUGCUCCACCUAUCUGGGGAAUGGAUGUCAAGUGCGGUAAAGGAACUGAUUUUAGUUAUGGUCCUUGGGCAGAUAGACAAAGAGAGCAUCUUUUCAAAUUCUUUUUUCCUCAAGAUUAUCAACCAUUGGAGAUGACAAAGGCUCCAAUGCCUGGAGAAAAGCGGCAGGUCCAGUCAUUUGACAUUAGAUUAAGCACAUUAUACGACGCAACAAUCGAUAUUUUAUUUUCUAAAAAUAAGGAAACCAAUGCUGUUCAUGUGAAUAUAGGUCCUGGAUCUUAUUUAGAAGUCACCAUGCCGUGGGUGGUUGGACCUGACGGAUAUACCUCUAAAGUUACCGGACAGCUUUUACAUUUAGAAGCCUCCACUAGUUUACAAUAUCGUAGUUUAGUAGAAAGUGAAACUUUGGAAUAUACGAUUAAAUCAAAAUUUCCCUCAAAAUGGAAUGGACACCAGGAUUGGGUUUUGAAUCUGACUGGAUGCAAAGCUACAGUUUGGUUUAUUUAUGCUCACAAGGAAUUUUUUCAAGCAAUGAUGAACGACUGGGCUUCAAAAGCUCGCCCAGAUCUCCUUCACUUCGUUCCUUAUACGUGGAGGAUUAAUCUGCUCAUGAAAGAAUUUGAAUUCAUUAUGCCUGCUAAUGAAUAUAACUGGAUUGAUUGUUCAUCGCAAAGCCAUGAAAAUAUGUACAUAGCAAUCUGUGGAGAGGUAUUUGAUUUUUCUUUUGAUCUCCCUUUCACGGAUUUUCUUCCUCCAAAUAUUCCUUUGAAAUUUUGGAUUCAGGGUGAGAGUAUGGAUUUGUCAGUUUACCUCCCUGAAGUGAAUACAUCACGACUGAUACUUCUUUCACUUGAUAAAAAUGCUAAAUUACUUGGUAGAGAUGGCAAUACUAUGCCACCCAGGUCUACUGAUACCAACAAAAAAUGGAGAAACAUUUGUAAGAGAAAAGAAGGAUGGUUGGACUGCUGGUCAGUCCCAAUUGUUGCGCUAUCAAUUAAUUAUAUUUACCAUCCCAUGCCACUAUUCGGACCUUCUCCUCAGGCUGAUAUUACAACACCUGAAAAAGAAGAAAUUCUACUUUCUCCUAUGAGAAUUCCACAUACUAGAAAAAGGCCAUUAAUAAGGAACUGGAAACAGGAUGGACCUAAAUUUGAUCCAACUACUCUUCCACCUGACAAAGUUAGUCUUGAGCUGGAAAUAGGACCAUCUGUAAUGAUGAUAUAUGGUACAUGGAUUAAAGGAUUUGUCAAUUUAAAGGAAAAUAUUUUUGGUGAUGAUCAGAAUUUCACCGACAUGAAUGAAGCUCCUCAGUUUCAAAUUACUCCUAAAAGUUCUAAUCCCGUCCCAGAAACACCAAAUUCUGUCACAGAUGAUUCCAUUAAAGAAGAAUUUGAUCCCAGGAUUUAUCGUCCUCUUGAAGUUUCAGUUUCCAUUACAAUGCACGAUAUCCAAGCUCAUUUGAUGAAGGAAUGUACAGAAAAGGAUCCAGCCUGCCCAAUUAUUCUGCUCGAAAGGUUUGGAUUUGAAAUGAAGAAAGGAUAUAAAGAAACAAUGCUGCAGCUUCUUCUUUCACCCGCUAUUCUGUUAAGCAGUGAUAAGUUAGCUAACCGACCUUCAAAAGAUAAACAUCUGAAUCAAGGUCAUCUCAUGCUUUCAGGAUUUCAGUUGCGCGGUCAAGCCAUGUUUAGUGAUGAAGGAAGAAGUUACGAUCAGGAAACAAUUGAAUAUGCUUGGUUACUUGAACUACAGCUUGGAAAACUAAGUGGCAAAAUGACAACCGCUCAGCUAUAUAAUGUGAUGAGCAGCCUCGAGUGCUUGUUGCUGCUUACACUAGACAGCGAAAACAGAUUGUUACCUCCUCGUGCCCCACCGCCGUGCCAUCAUGGGCUUGUACCAGUUGAUUGUCCCGAGAGUGACCCUUCUGGAGUAUACAGGUGCCCUCCUCCUGAUCAAAUCAAAUACCGCCUUGUCAGGGUGGCUAUUGACUCUGUGGAUUUGUUCCUUGUUGAAUCAGGAACUGCCAUUAACUUAGUCGCUGCUCCUAUACGGUUUUCGACUUGUAACCUUCAUGGUAAUCAAGUUAAAUCCGGUAUGACUGGUGUGAUUCCUUCUGUUAAAGUUAGGCAGGUAAUAGUUACUAACCAUUUGUCGGCCACAAACACAACAGGCAGUGGGCGCUCACAACACAAAUCAAGUAAUGAACCUGACAUAUGGCUUGAAGUUGGUUCUAUUUCUUUAGGACCUUUAAUUAUUGAAGCAGCUGUCUCACUCUCAAAUACAGAUCAUAAUCUUCAUCUCGUCCAACAUAGAUUCUUAAAAACUCAUGACGAACGCUCAAGGAGAUUAUGGUUGCUUUGGCCUGGUGAAAAAUCAGGAAAGUGCGGUUGUAUUGGUGGUUGCAGUUUCUUUGGUAGUAAUGCAAAUGGUCCCAGAUUUUUUAGGCCUAGCCGACAAGACGCUGUUGAUGGUAUUAAUAUUGCUGCAUUCAGGGUUAAUGAACCUGGUAAAGAUCCAGGAUUUGGGCAAAGCAUUCUACACGAAUCCCACCUAAUUUUUCAUACCCCACCAUACAAUUCACAUGAUGUUAAUAUACAUGAAUCUGUUGUUACGACUGCAGAUCCGGUUCUUCGCCCUACUGGACUUAAGAUGAAUCAUAUAACUCAGGAAGUUGUCGAGGGCCCUCAUAACGAAACGAGAGUGGAAAGAUCCAGGUCAGUUACUGAUCAUCAUAGGGAAAGGAGGAAAGUAGAAACUCCAAGCCCUGUAGCAAGUAUCAAAUCUAGUCAGCCUAGGAGGUUCUCUUAUACCUCAACAACUCCUAAUAGUAGAAGUUCUAAUGGACCUGCCCGUGAUGUGCCUUAUUCUCGCCUGCUCGAUGCAAGCCCUACCAGCCUUUUCCCACCGAAACUAGAAACUGAUAACGUAUCCAUGAGGCUAAGCGCUGGCUCUGCUGAAAAGACUAGAAGUAUCCUAAGUGUUCCUCAAGAGUCCACGGAAAGCCAGCCUAAAUCGAGCAUUUCUGAUUCAAAACUGGCCGUUGAUUAUUUCAACUCAACUGUGCAACAAUAUAACGCACUUGUCAACAGUGCCAUUGCCCAUCAGUGUGAAGUGGACCCUUCAGAAUCCGACCAUUCUCUUCAGGAGCAGCUGGUCCAAAGGACUAUUUCCAUGUGUAGUGAAAAUCAGUCAGAAGGUUUCUUUUCAGCGGAAGAAGAAUUGAGCCAAGGAGGCAUGGCUGCUAUCAAUAGUCGCCCCGGUUCCCUCAGGCAUUCAAUUACUAGAGCAGAUGGAAAGAAGAGAUAUGGAAGUGACAUGAGUAUUAUUGGAGGUAUUGCAGCUCCUGGGACUUCACAAGUUUCUAGGCUAUGUUCUCACCGUAGUGAUCAUGAAAUUCAUACUCCACAACACCGUGCCGAUCAGUUACAGACAAAUGUCGAACAAGAUAAUAAUAAUCUUGUUACACCCCAGUUCAGACAUGGGGCUGUUAGUCCUAAGUCCACUAAUUCUGAACAGCAGGAUCCCUUGAGUGGUGCUCUGUUAGAUUCUUCUGACUCGCAUUCCAUAUCUAGUACAUCAUUUAUUUCUGCUGUUUCAUCGCAAGAAGAUUUAACGAUGGUCAAUCUCCAUAUGCAAGUAAAUCGGCCGAUUGUGGAAUCUCCUCUUCUAAUGUCAAGUUAUGUCAGUCAUCUAUCCCAGGUGAGUUGUUUCAACUGGGCUCUAUGUUCAUUUCCAACUGGUGCUGAUACGUUUACAGCUCCUUUGUUCCAUAAAACAGAAGACGGUCGACUAGUUUAUGUUGGUAGUAGGUUUACACCAAAAUUUGAAAUGCUGACUGAAGGUUUCACGUCUCUAAAAAUGAUUACCCGUAACAGGGAUGCUUUCUCACCUCCUCCAUCGUUAGGGAAAACACCUACCCAUCCAUACACCUGGGAUAUUUUGCCUCCUGAAACCAGCAUGGCUGAAUCAGAAAAUGAAUUAGGUACUCGUGAUGAAUUAUUGUCAUUUAGAAAUGAAACAGGAACCAGAACUACUGUUGUUAUCAAAAUGAAAGGUGAUGUUGAUGUAAUGGUCAGUCCAUUGACUCUUGAAUCAUUACAAAGGUUUGUAGAUGCAUUGACACCUACAUUAUCAACUCUACAUCCGUUAACUGCCAUAAACAAAUUAGACUUGAGCUGUAUGAGCCGAGUUGAAGCCAGUAACGUACUUAAAAGGGAUCAGUACCUAAGUCAGUUUCAGGGAGGCGGCAGCAAAAGGAGUACCGCAGAGAGAGGUGGUAAGCUGAAGGGUCAGCCGCAUUGCGUGAUAGAACAAUGUAUUGCAACGCAAGUGCAAGCCACCGUUAUAUUGCCUAAAGUCAAUAUUGCACUUUUGCAAGCUUCUGUGGUAGAAGAGGUUAUAUCAUUUUCAGCUCUCGACAACGUUCGAGAUUUGACUUGUGUUUCAUUAUUAGCCGUGUCUUUUGAAAAUUUAACAGCUAGUUUCCAUUGUGGAAAGCAAACAAGAGAAAUAGUUGAAACUUUCGAGCGACCGGCAGUGUUGCCUAGUGGUGCUAAGAAAAGUGGGUUUGGUAAAACAGGAAAAGCGUUAUUCUUGGGCCUUAGAACUAGUACUGCCAAACAUGAUUUAACUGGGGAACCUGUUUUUAUUGAAACAUCACAAAAACAGCAAGAGGAAACAGUCAUUACACUUAACAUUAGUAAAAUUCAUGCCCAGCUUAGAAGGUUGCACAAUGAAUGUUCAUUAUUGAAGGAUGCAGAAAUCACUGCUAUACCCAGCCAUUGUUCUAAAGUUAUAUUCACGACAAAGUUAAUUACUAAAGCUACUGAUGAAUCUUCUGUCAGAUUCCCUAAUGAAGAAUUAAACCUUACUUCUUUGUCUGAGGAAAAAUUAGGCUUCAUUAUGUUUGAAUCUGGUCUAGAAGGAGUAUCAUUUAAGGUUGUUAAUAGAUCGAAAUUUGAUGUGGAAGAAACUGACGAUGGUAAAGGGUCUUCUGCCCAGCCUUGUGAAAAUGAGACGAAUUAUACAGAUUCAGUUCGUUCAAAGGAUGAAUUGGAAUCUGUUAUUGUAGAACAUCCUCAACAUCCAAGUUCUGCUCAAGUAGACAACUCAAACAUGACACCUACAAGUGUAAAAGCCGUUAAUACUAGCCAAAGCCAGCAAACAGAUUCAAACAGUCAUCAGGAGUGCCAUUCUGAGCCCACGGCAAAUAAUACGUUGUCUAUCCAAGGUAAAGAUGGAAAUGCAUCAUCUUGUGUGAUCGAUGUGAAACAAGUAUGGUUUAAUUUUGCUGCACCUCCCAGGAUUCCUAUUACUAGAAAAAUAGAUUACACAAGAUUGGAUUGGAAUUUACUCAGUACAGCUUCUCCGGCAAUAAAUGCAUGGAUGAACCCUAAUAAUAGAUUUGCAAUAAGAGUCGUUCAUAUGCUGAGGUGUAAGUACAGGAGGAGUACCGCUAUAGUUACUUGUCUGAUGGCUGAAGCUCUCGAUGUUCAAGGAAUUCAUAUGCCGAUAAAGAGUCGCUAUGGACGAUUGACUCCUUUAAGUAAAACAUUACAAGAAGACCCUUCUUGCCAAUUAUGUUGUGUUUUAAGACGCUAUCUAUUGGAAAGUGAUUCUAACAUUGAAGAUUAUCUUAAAGAGCCGGAACUUCCUCAUUUAUCUACACUGCGACAAGGAGUAAUUGUUCUUACAAGGCAAUGGAAAAACAUUCUCUACACUCCUCUGCUUCUUGAACACAACUUUAAAACAAGACACAAUGUAGUUAAGCCCUUAAAUGUCACAUUUGCUAUUCCUGAUGCAGACGAUGAAAAUGUUCUCACGGAUGGAGAAUUUUCUUAUGAGGACUGCGAAAUCACUGAUGAAUGUGCAAUGCUACUUAAUACUGAAGCAGGAACCAAUUUAAGGAAAGUCCUCAAGGCAACUCAAAAAAAUGAUAUACCCACUACGAGUGUUGAAGAUCCUACGCCCAACAUGCAGUCUCCUCAAACUGGUCAUCUUACUUUGGGAAGUCUCGCUUUCAGCACUCCUGCUUCACCUAGCUCUGUUCACCAGUUACCUAAGAAAAAAUCACUGUUACCAACGCAGAUUCCAUCAUCUUCUAGAGCUAGUAUCGUGUUUCCUCUUACAUUUUUAGGCCAUCAUAGAUCAGAAAGUGACACUAAGGGAAUCGGCUAUAGCACAUUGAAAGAGGAUCCAGUGCUUGGUAGGAAGGAUAACAUCACAAACGGUUCGUUGGGUUCACUCUGCUCUAAGGGAGGACGUGGGGAACCAGAUGGGCAAGAGUCAAUGGCUUCAUUGGAUAGGACCGUGUCACCCCCGAGGGAAGCAGCAGCGGAAGACUUGUAUACAUGGAUGGCAAAGCAGCAAGAGUUCACUGAAUCAAAAAGAGAGAAGGUUAAACAACCACAGAGUCCAAUCACAAAGGCCAAGCCUCCGGUUGAAACAAAAUCAAAUGAAAAAGAUGUUCCCGAGGCUCCAAUAAUUAAUCCAGAUUAUCUUUUACUUGCUUCUGGCUACAGUUUGUAUCCGAUGCAUGAUUCUUUAAGACUUCUAGAUGCACAUUUGAUUUUUGAACCUCUGCUAUCCAGCCUUGGAGUAAUGCCCCAGCAGAUGAUAAGCAGCACAGGAACAAGAACAAACACGUUAGAAUCAUGGGGUUCCAACCUUUCAUUGAUCGGUGGUGUUGACUCAAUGAGAAUUGAUAUCGUUGUCAGUGAACAUGGGAAACAUCAUGAUAAGAAAGGAAAAGAGAGUAAGUUUUGGUUGGAAAUGCCUCCGGAGACACCUGCCUUCAUAUGUGAAAGAGUUGGAGUUGAAUUAGAACUUUGUCGCCUGGCUGAUAUGACCAUUGUUGAGGACCUGAGCAGGCAAAGAAGGAACAUGCUUUAUGUUUCUAGAGGGCAACUUAAAAAGCAUUCGAGCACUGUUUUGAACAUAAGUGUCAGCAUCAGAUACAUAUCACAGCAGGUUAACAUGCCAUUACUAAGACUUCUCCUUCAAAUAAGUAAUAUGUAUCAGAAUGUUAAAGAAACACAGUCUGAGCUCAAAGAACAGCAACCUACCGAGAAUAAAACUAUAGCUAAAACACCUCCUGCAACUGUAUCUGGAUCAGAUAUUCAGGACAUGCUCAAUCCAUUGUUAUCUGAAGCUGAAAAACCUAAGGUGUUUCAGAAAUCUCGGUUUACAGAUAAACCAUUUGUUUCACCAUCGCCAUCAGUUCGUGCUCAAUCUCUCGCUCAUCGGCUAAGGUCAACAAGCAAAAGUGUUAGAGGCUACAUGAAUCUCUCAGACGUCAGCCAAAUCACAUCUCCUACAUCUGUACUUGAUCGCAGAGUUUCAAUGAAAAGCAAGGAAGAGUCUAUAUCCAUUACACCGAGAUGUUGGAAAACUAUGUACCACCUUCUUGAUUUGUAUGCAACAAUGCCACAUACGAGGACUAUUGCUCAUAGCCGCUUUUCUGUUGUUGGAGAUUUGUCUGACAGUUUCAGAAAAAAAAUGGAAUUAAGUGAUUCCAAGAAUGAUGAUACCGAAAAAGAAGCUCAGAACCACACUCCAAGCCAAAGUCAAAGCAAUGCUAAAGACCCAAUUUCUUGUUUGCUAGAUUCCUGUAUAGGUGAAAGAACGAGACUCAUAGUCUUCGCUGUCGCAAAAAUACAUCGCACUCGUCUUCUGGCCACACUCAGUGGUUUAAAAUUAGAAGCCGAAAUGACCAGCCUUCAUUCCUCUCUUACUGUGAGAAAGAAAACUAGACCCACUAGUUUAGAAUCAUCGGUUACCGGCCAUGUUGGACGAACUAUGAUAGUUUUGUUGGAAGGCGUCCCUCCUAAUCAACAAACUGUUGUCAAAGUAAUGAUUGGAAAAUCACAAGCACUCUUCUCAAGCACGAGUGCCCCUGGUAAAGACAAGAAUUCCGCUCUAUUGACCGUUGGUUCUGUUGCUAUUACUAUUCCACAGCAUCCAGUAGCUCUUCAUGGAAUGAUGGCACGAGGAAGCAAACAUCUAUCAUCAACUCUCCAGGAAUUGCGUGUCACACGAACCUCCAGUCGUAUAGGACGUGCUACAACCGUAGAUGAAAGUGAUACUCAUAAUGGUCAGAAUUCUCCAUUUGAAGCUCGUGAAGUUCUUAACUAUACAAGUUCUCAGCAAAACACAGAACCAUUGCUACAUCCUUUAGUUGUACAGUUCACAAUAGUUCUUCAGAGCUUGAGUAUAACAGCUGCCUUACUUCCAUCACUGCAAGCCCAAUAUAAAAUGGAACAAGUCACCAGUUCUGGAGUAACUGCCAGUAAAGUAAAGUUUGUUAUAGAUUUACCUCGGCAUUGUCUUUCAUUUUCUACAAAGGUAAUGGAGGCAAAUCUUCCUUCUGAAGCGAGUAUAGAAUUGCCUCAAGUACAUGUUUCAGCUGAAUAUGUCCAAGACACUAACACAUCUCUCGAAGGCCAAUUUGGAGAUGGAGUUGUUCUAAGACAUGGAAACUAUUUAAGUGCCUCUGCUGAAAUAGGAGUUUUUGACCAUUCAUUAACUACAGACCUUUUGAAUCAUUUAGUGUUUGUACAGAAUGUUUUCAUGAAAGAAGUCAAUGAAGUUGUACAAAAAGUAUAUGGUGGUGAAAAGCCUGUUCCUCUUUGGGAAGAUGACCCUGAGCACCCAAAUCAGAAUUUCAAACAGAUACUAUUUUAUCUUACCAUUAAAUUGAAGAGAAUACAAAUCACUGCCAUAACUCCCACCAACUGUGCAGUUCGUUUGGAGACUGGUCUUGUCGAUUUGGAAUUAUCUAAUCGGGUACAAAAUGUCUCCGGGCCAGCUCAACCAAGCACGAACAUGAAAUUAUUCAUUAAGGCAACAGUUGAGGUUAACCUAUCUCUGGGACAGGUAAUUAAGCAUGCCUUAUUCGAGGAAGCUGAGCCUGAAUUUCAACAAUUUGCUUUCUUCAAAACAAGAAUAGGUUUGAGAAAUGCCUUUCAAGGAGAAAUGAUUGGAACUGGUAGUGAAGGUAAAGAGGUAAUACUCAUCACCCUUCAGCGGCCUUUGAUUUAUAUCCAGCCUAUGGCCGUAGAUAAAGCAAUACUCGUCUGGCUCAACUAUAAAAAUGCCUAUGAAUAUUGGAACGAACAAAGAUCAUCGCUUAAUAAAGAAGUGCUCACGGCUACUCAACAAGUAUUUGAAAAAAUGCCAUUUGAAAAACUUACUGGUCCUCCAAUUCUUGGAACUUUGUUCUUGCAACUGACAGUUGAAGAUAUGGGAAUAUGCAUACCUUUGAAUCCUCCUCCUCCUCCUGCCUGGGGUAGACAUCUAUUUGCUGAAGAUUCUUGUUCAGCUGUGCUUGUUACUCUAGAGUCUACAAGUAUCUCAGCUUGUAGUUGGGGAUCUUUAGUAAGUAAGGGGAGAUUCGUUGGUCUCUGUCUUCGGUUUGCUGAUGAUUUCGAAACAUCUCUCGAUGAUUGGAAGCCAGAUCCCUCAGAGGCAUCUAUGAACCUGUGUGUGGUUUCUGAAGGAACCUAUGAAGUCUGUAGUCGCACUGUGGCCGCUCAGAAAAUUGAUUCAGAUAACGCAAAAUGGUUUCUCAAUGUUCAAUGGGCAAUGCAAGGUGUGGACAUUCACUUGGAUGUGAAUAUUGGUAAGCAGCUGUCUGCUCUCGGUCAUACGUUAACAACUCUAACUAGUUACCAAGAGGAUGACAUCCCUAAUCCUUCCUACGACAGUGACGAAGCAGAUAAUCCAGACCAUCCAGAAAACUCUCAGGAAACACCAUUAAUCAAAAGGAAUCGUCAAACAGUUGAUGGGUUUCCAGCUUUUGCUUUAGAUCCAUCCAUUGAUGCCAAGAAACGUUCUAAACUUAUUGAAAAAGAAAUGAAUGAGCAGGCCAAAAUAAUCAAUGAUCUUCGUAGCCUUGGUGCAUCCCAUGGAACAAUUGAACAAGAAAUGAAAAGAUUACGAGAGUUGGAAGCAAUGGUUUUCAAGGAUUUCAGAAGGGAUAUGAUACAGAAAUUGAGAAGACAAAGUGUGAAAUCUUCUUCAAUGAAAAAGAAACUGAUGAGCUCUAAAUCAGCUACUUUCAGAUCCAGAUCUUUUAUUGUUCCAUCUCCUACUCCAGAACAUCAACUGGAAAUCGAGAGCCCUGAUAUUGAUAAGAGCAGUUUUGGAAGCUCACCGUCAAGCAGUAUCUUUCCCAGGGGUCAUCUGUCCCCAAACACAAGAGUCACAUUUAGUGCAGAUUCUCAUAACUUUGCAAGACAAUCUUCAUUGCCAAGUGCCAGUUCGGAAUUGAGCCUCCCCAUUGAAGAAAAUUUACUUGAAUGGCAAGGAGUUCGACAUUCCACUGACAACAUACCCCCAAGUGAUACUGAUCACAGCACCCUUUUACUCGGAGAAGGUGAAAGUAGUACAACCGGCUCGAGUCCAAGUACGGCACCUGCGCAACAAAAACCUACAGAGCCUAACAUAGAUUUCGAAUUAGAUAUUAAAGUUCUCAUUAACAGGGGAAAUGUGUCCUGCAUACCAAAGAUUUGAAUAAAGAAGAUGAAUUGAAAAUGCUGACAAGAAUGAAAAAAGAGCGCAGCUGUUCUGGAGGCAUGUUUGACUUCCCACCGACCUCACCAGGGCUCAGCCGAAGGAGUCAUAGUAGAAGUCAUAGUAACACGACUGCUCACAGGCUGAGGCAGUUGCAGUCUCAGGUACCGCUUGGGGAUGUCACGAUCUUCCACAUUCCUGGGCUCGAUGUUAAGGUUCAUUAUGAAUCUAAAACUGUUCCUGAUUUAAGUAAAUUUGAAUCUCCAAGAAGAAGUGUUGUUAAGAAGGCUGCCCUCUUUGCUUGGGCUACACUCCAGUCAAUUCCAGAAGAAACAGUGAUUUCACCCCACAUCCUGGACUUCUUGGAACAGACAUUGGAACCCAUUCCUCCUCACGAAAAGAGUCCUCUUCAAUCUCAUGGUGGAAUGUUUGAAAAUAACACCCAAUAUUACGCUUCUUUCCCCGUAGAUGUGAUUGUUUACUUUCAUAUGCAGCCAUCGACGUUUAGGUUUUCAUGUUUGCCAGUGUCCCGAGUCGAAUGUAUGCUGCAAUUACCAUCUGUUGAUAUUGUUUUCUCAUCAAAGAGAGCUGAUUCUCAAACCCCAACGCCUGGUGCCCACGGAACAAUGGGUGGGAUCAGUGUUACCAGCUGUCUCUCGGACUUUUCUCUUUAUAUAUUCCAUCCUUAUGGAGGCAAAAAAUCAGGUGUAAAAGAAGCUCAGUGGAGUCCUCUACAAGAUAGUGAAAGGAAGGAUUCACUCAGUGUCAAUGUGGAAUUUGUUAAGUUACAUUUGUCUCGAUCACGUAAAGUUAAUGUAGAAUCCAAAAGUGCCUCAGAACAUGGUCAAGCUGUAAUUAGAUUUUCAACAAUUGUAGACAUUGGAUCAGCUUCUUUCAAGUAUGACAUGAGAAGAUUGACAGAGAUCCUUGCAUUUCCAAAAGCAUGGUAUCGACGAAGCAUCAUGAGGAGAUUAUUUCUUGGUGACCUUAGCACAACUGCAACUUAUAGUGAUGGAGAUGAUUCGGAUACUGGGGAACCCCGCUAUUAUAGUGACAGAAAUCCAAUACUGUCAAGAGACAAUCUUAGACUAAAUUUUGACAGUGAAAGGAGCAAAAUGCGUUUUAGGCCAGAAAGAACUUCUAGCUCAGAAUCGAGCCCCGGAACAGGAGAAAAAAUCUCUAACUCAGGAUGGGAAACUCUUGUCCUUUUUGCUGUUAAUUUCAAACGCUUGAAUGUCCAUAUGAAUAUGGGAAAUGUAAUGGGCAAUGUGAUGUGGUUCACUAAGGAUUUUAGAGCUGAAGGGAGACUAGCUAUUGGCAGCACUGGCCAUAAAAAUAUGUACAUAGGUUUAGGGCUUGCAGGAGCUAGUUUAGACGCAAAGGGCGGUAUUGUUGGUGGCACGAUUGAUCUCAGUAACAUAGAUACUUUUAUUACCAUUCGUGAAGAUCCCGGAACAGAACCAGAACACAAUGUGGGUCUUAAGCUGUCCGCUCUGGAGUGCAGGCUCGACUACAUGGGAACUGCCGUACUUAUGUGCCGUGUUAGCAGUUUGGAAGUACUUCUUAAGGAUGAGUGGAACACACAUAAUAAAGAUGCUUUCUCCCCUACGCGGCGACCUGCAAUGAUUUUUAUGCAUGGAGAUUUGAGUUGGGACCAGCUGCAGAUAAUGAUAUCACGAUCUACCACUGUGGACCUUCUCAAAAUGUAUUAUAAACUAGAAGAAUUCUUUACACAACAAUUUAAAUCUAGUAAAAGAGUUUUUAUGGGCAGAGCAGGACCCGAAAAUUCAUUCAGGAAAAGACAGCCCAGAAAAAAAGUUUCUAAUGCAGAAAAUUGGACACAGGAGGCUAGACAUCACAGGCACUGGCAGAGGGCCCUCGGGGUGGCGAUGGGACUGAACCUCUCUCGCACGGUCGACAACAGCGCGGUGCUCGGCGGCACCCUGGACCUCCACGGCGUUAACAUUUCUCUGGCCUGCUUCCAUGGCAUCAACUUCAAGUCUAAAUCCUGGGCUCUCUUCUCCCUCAAAGAGCCAAGUAUCUCCUUUGCCACUGAGGCUCAGAGAGUGCCUAAUUCUGAUAGUGGACAGAUUGACUCCCACAUAGUACAGACACUUACAUUUAGUAUGGGUAUGAGCGGGCAGGCACCAGCAGCUCAGCACGACAGCAUGGCCACGGUCUGCAAAGUAUCCCGCAACGUUCUGUUUCCACCACAGUUCAGAACUCUUCACGAAUGGUUCCACUAUGCAUUCUCCUGUUCUGCCAUCGAUGCUGUGGAUCGCUUCCCUUGUGUCGAAAGAGAUUCAGUGAAUGAGAAUACUUCAGGUCGAGCAAGACCACCCAAGUCUCCAGACAACAAACACACAAGCGAAGUAAUAUUUGGCUUGCCAUCGCUACAAACUCAUCUUAAGACUGAACACCUUCAAUCACCUUCCACUCCUAGUAUUUCAGAAGAGAAACCUGUUGUCGAAUGUAGUUUUGUUACCGAAUUCGAAGAUCACAUAUUUGUUACUGUCGAUGCUGAAGCUUUCUUCUUUUUACAUGACCUUAUAACUUCAUAUCUCAGAGAGAAAGAUAGAAUGAUGGGAACAACAUUUGGAUUAGGGCGAGCUCAGAGCCCUGAAACAAUGCGUGGUAGUGAGGGUAGCCAAGAAACUUCUACUGACGAUCCAAACAAGGCCUUUGAUCCUACGGAUGUGUUCAACAUGGAUUGGAGGAGUUUUAUUUGCAAAACUUGGCAUUUAGAACCCACUGUCAGAUUGCUGUCAUGGCGAGGUAAAAGUAUCGAGCCAUAUGGAGUGGAUUACAUCCUACAGAAAUUGGGCUUCACUCACGCUAGGACAACGAUACCCAAGUGGCUCCAGAGGGGCUUUAUGGACCCUCUUGAUAAAGUCCUCUCCUUGCUUGUACUGAGAAUGCUUCAAGUCGCCAAAGAAGAAUCUGCCAAAGCAAGAUACUAACUGUUAUGAGAUUUAUUUGUAAAUUUUGUUAAUACUUUUGUGUGAACAAAGACUGAGCAGAUUAAUUAAGACUGAUUAGUUUCAAUUGAACUACUUUUAACCUUUUGAAGGUUGACGUCUAUGUAUAGUAGUUGUGUAAAUUGGUUAAGUGGCCUCGACACUCUUUAAUGACACUUUUAUUUACUUAUUAUGAAUAUUUUAUUUCUAUGUAAUAUUAUUGUAAUUAGUCAUUUUUGUUAGACUUGGUAGUUUCUUUAUUUUAUGAACCUGUUAAAAUCUUCCUUUAUUUUUUAUUAAUUUAUUUAUUAAUAUUUAUAUCUUGUUAUAACGCUAUUGCUUGUUAUUUAAAUACUUUGUUUAUUACUGUAAUAUAUGUAUAUGUCUGGAACUUUUAAUAAAAGGGAAAUUAUUUAGAUUUAGU